Molecule: messenger RNA, 1855 nt
Organism: Candoia aspera
Lineage: Eukaryota; Metazoa; Chordata; Lepidosauria; Squamata; Candoiidae
Gene: IPPK
Product: inositol-pentakisphosphate 2-kinase
Exons: 14
Coding region: 250-1755 (501 amino acids)
Biological process (GO): inositol phosphate biosynthetic process
Cellular component (GO): nucleus
Molecular function (GO): ATP binding; inositol-1,3,4,5,6-pentakisphosphate 2-kinase activity
Source: RefSeq, a predicted model, not a curated record
GGCGACAGCUUAGUGUGUGUCGAAAAACUACUGAGUGGUUGACUCGUGAAUGACGAUCAGAGAAUCGGAAAAGGUGCUCUCAUUCCUAUUUGGGCUUGUGGGCGGGCGUACGAAGGCGAUAAAAGCCGCGGUUGUAGUCGAGGUAAAGGAGGAGGAGGAGGAGGAGGAGAAGAAAAAGAAGGAGAAAAAAACAGAGCAAGCCGGAGGAGCCCGCCCGGAAACCGUAAGGAAGGUGCCAUUGGCUGGAGGAUGGAAGCGGAGAAGAUGGAUGAGAAUGAAUGGCGAUAUCACGGGGAGGGCAACAAGAGCCUCGUCAUCUCCCACAGACAGCAUUGCAUAGUACUACGUUUCUUGAAAUUUCCUCCAAACCGAAAUAAGUCACCAGAAGAAAUCUCUCAUCAUCUUCAGAACAUAGUGUAUUUUGGCAAACACAUCAUGAAGCAUUUUUUUGGGGACAAGUAUGUUCAUCAUGGGGAAGUUGUCCAGCUGCCUUUGGACUUUGUGAAACAGCUUUGCAUAAAGAUCCAGUCAGAGAGGCCAGUCUUCCAUACAAGGAUUAUGGCUACCUGUGAGAACACUGAAUCACGCUGUGAUAAAGACAUGGAUGCUCUUAGUGGUUAUGCUUUGUGCCUUCCUAAUCUCACUAGGCUGCAUUUUGUUGAACAUCGCCCCAAAUUUUGUAUAGAAAUUAAGCCAAAAUGUGGAUUUCUCCCCUUUUCCAGCCAUGUUUCACAAGAGAUAAAAUAUAAAGUUUGUCGUUACUGCAUGCACCAGCAUCUAAAGGUAGCAAAAGGAAAGUGGAAACAUCUAAGUAAAUAUUGUCCUCUAGAUCUAUUCUCAGGAAAUAAACAGCGAAUGCACUUUGCCUUGAGAAAUCUAUUAUAUGAAGCACAGAAUAAUUUAAAAAUAUUUAAGAAUGGUGAACUAAUUUAUGGUUGCAGAGAUAAUGAGGAUUCUCUCUCUGAUCUGAAUGAACUUGCUUGCCAUCUGAAACCUUUCUUCUUUCCUUCAAAUGGCCUGGUCAGUGGGCCUUAUUGUACAAGGACAAUUCUGAAAGAAUUGAUCCAUGUAAUAACAACAAUUCUACUGAGUAAUACAGAUACCUGCAAAGCCGGUGAUUUGAAGAUAGUUCCCAGCUCACAAGGAAGGAGCUAUUGUGAAGCCAGUGCUUUCAGUAAAGAGCUAGUAAGGAAUGCUAAAAAUAAAGUAGAGACUUCUGGCUUGCCAAAGGGAUGUCUUCUCUACAAAACACUUCAGGCUCAAAUGCUGGAUACACUGGAUGUAGAAGGUGUUUAUCCUUUAUACAACAGAGUAGAGCAAUACUUGGAAGAGUUUCCCAAAGAGAGGAACGUGUUACAGAUUGAUGGGCCUUAUAAUGAAUCAUUCUAUGAGAAGUUACUAGAUCUUUCAAGUGAGGAUGAUGGAACAGUAGCAUAUGCAUUGACAAAGGUUCAGCAGUAUAGAGUUGCAAUGACGGCAAAAGACUGUUCCAUCAUGAUUGUGCUUUCACCUUGUCAACAAGAUGAAUGCUCUGAACAGAGGCCAGUGGUUCUAACAUCAAAGUCAAGAUUCACGUUUUCAGUUUCUGUUCUGGAUCUAGACCUGAAGCCAUAUGAAAGCAUUCGUCAUCAAUAUAAACUUGAUGAGAAGGUAGUGAACUAUUACCUGAAGAGGACACAAGCCAAAGAUGACUCAAUGAUGUCAAAUCUCUUAAAAGAAAAUGAAGACUGUACACUAGUCCUCCAUAAAAUGUAACUGGCUAAAUAUUUAUUUAACACAGAGGAAAAUUAAGUUAUGUUGGUUUUUUAUUAUUUUCAUUUGUGCUUUCAAUUUAUAUGCCUUUCAGAAACACACA